Molecule: messenger RNA, 1122 nt
Organism: Fulvia fulva
Lineage: Eukaryota; Fungi; Ascomycota; Dothideomycetes; Mycosphaerellales; Mycosphaerellaceae
Exons: 3
Coding region: 1-1122 (373 amino acids)
Molecular function (GO): oxidoreductase activity; FMN binding
Source: RefSeq, a predicted model, not a curated record
AUGGACACCAGGAACGCCAACAAGAAGUACAGGACGACGCCCGAGUUCGCAGAAUACCAGGCCGAGAACUUCUGGAAAAGCAACGAAGGCGAAGUGCCGCCCUUCAACACAGACCCCAGCAAACUCGAAGAAUUGGCUCAGAGGAAGCUGUCAGAAGGCGGUUGGUACUAUGCCUCCUCGAACGCCGGCCAAGCUCUUAGCCAUCUUGCGAAUCGACAAGCCUUCUACCGACACAAGAUCAUCCCGCGCAUGCUCGUAGACACCAACAAGCGCGAUAUAGCGUGGGAGAUCUGGGGACACAAAGUUGCUGCACCGAUCGGGUUCGCGCCAGUGGGCAUCAACAAGAUCUACAACGCAGCAGGAGAGCUCCCUGUGGCCAAGGUAGCAGGCGAACUGAACCUCUCAUACUGCCUCAGCACAGCAGGCUCGCAGCCAAUCGAAGACGUGGGCAAAGCAAACGGUAACGGCCCACGCUUUUUCCAGCUACACAUGCCCCACGACGACGAGCUCACCAUCUCCCUCCUUCAGCGCGCGCACGACUCCGGCUUCACAGCCUGUAUUCUGACCAUACAGCCAAACGAGGCGGGUAGGAAGUCGAUUGACAAUGUCUGGCAUGGAAGAGCACACGAUUGGAGCAAGAUGCCGUGGUUGAUCAAGACCUGGAAGGAGACUAGUGGAGGAAAGCCAUUUGCUAUCAAGGGUAUCCAGAGUGUGCAGGAUGCGAAGAAGUGUGUCGAAGUGGGAUGCGAUGGCGUUGUGGUGUCGAAUCACGCGGGUCGACAAGUCCAUGGCGCUAUCGGAAGUCUUGACGCGUUGGAUAAUAUCGUCAAUGCUGUCGGCGACAAGACCUACAUCAUGUUCGACUCUGGCAUCCGCGGCGCGACGGACAUCGUCAAGGCUCUGUCACUCGGCGCAAAGUUCGUCUUCGUCGGACGACUCUGGAUCUGGGGUCUGUCCAUCAUGGGCGAGCCUGGCGUUCGCCACGUCAUGAAGUCCCUCCUCGCCGAUCUAGAUAUCAUGAUGAACGUGGCGGGGAUCCAAAGUAUCGAUCAGCUUGAUCGGACCUGGCUGGAGAGUCAGCCAAAGAGCGAUUCGCUGAUCCAGGAGAGGGCGAAGCUUUGA